AUGUCGCUCUCUUUCUACGAGUUCCAGCUCGUCUGCCUCGUCGCGCUAUGCCUCUUCUUCAUGCUAGUCGAGCGCCAGCUAUCUCCAAAACGAAAGGAGGGUGUGCGCCUGCACGACGACCUCCAUGCGCCUGCUCCGGCGCUGCACAAGCUUUCCAGACAAUAUCUGACCGUUUACGCGAUAGUAAUGGGAGCGGACUGGCUGCAGGGUCCGUACGUCUACUCUCUCUACAAGGAGCAGUACGCAUUCCCUGAGCGCUAUGUCGCCCUGCUCUUCGUGACCGGCUUCAUGACCGCUGGCCUGGCCGCGCCAAUGGUUGGCGUAUGGGCGGAUCAAUAUGGUCGACGCAAGCUCUGCAUGGCGUUCUGUGUGACCUACACGCUCUCAUGCGUCCUCAUACAGCUACCCUACUUCCCGGUAUUGAUCAUGGGUAGAUUCCUCGGAGGAUUCUCCACCUCGAUUCUGUUCUCCGUGUUUGAGUCAUGGCUCAUCUCGGCGUCCAACUCCCUUGCUCUCCCGGCCGCUGAUCUAUCCACUAUCAUGGGCCGCGCAUCACUUGUGAAUGGCUUCGUCGCUGCUGCCGCUGGAGUGGCUAGCAACCAGCUUGUUGCUUCGACGGGCUCGUUCGCUUCGCCAUUCGUUGCUAGCGGUGUCUUGCUACUGCUCGCGUGGGUCGUAAUCCGUGGCUCAUGGACGGAGAAUUACGGCAGCGGUGGCGGAGUUGCUGCGAACCCUGACAUCCUCCAACUAAGGCGUCUCGGGCAAGCACUCAAGAUCGUCCGCAACGAGCCCGCCCUGCUCGUCAUCGGCCUAACCCAGACGUGCUUCGAAGGGUCCAUGUACCUCUUCGUCUUCAAUUGGGUACCCGCGCUCCAAGAAGCCGCGCGCCCGGGGAGCAUCCUACCUUUGGGCUACAUCUUCUCCGCGUUCAUGGUCAGCAUGAUGAUCGGCUCGCUCUUCUACACCUCGCUUGUUACCCUCUUCUCGCGUGGCGACGCCGAGCACGACGACGUGGGCGACGCGCCCCUGACGCUGCACGCGAAGCUGAGCUCGCUCGUGUGUGCGGUGAGUGCGGUCGCGUUCGCGGUGAGCGUGGAGAGCAAGGAAGAGGUCGUGCGCUUCUGGGCGUUCUGCGUCUUCGAGGCGUGUGUGGGUAUGUAUUAUCCCAUCCAGGGCAUGCUUCGCGGAGCGUUGAUCUCGAACGAACACCGGGCGACGUUAUCGUCGCUGUUCCGUGUGCCGCUGAACAUCUUCGUGGUGGUCUCCCUCCUGACUGGAGUCUCUUCAGCGCGCUACACCGUCCUCACUGCCAGCUCGCUCAUGCUCGUCCUCUCUUCGCUCAUGACAGCGGCGUUCCUCGUCGAGCGCAUAGAGCUAUCGUCUGCCUCGGUAUCGCAUGCCUCGGUAUCACAUCCCGCCUAA
Fomitopsis serialis is the source of this 1422-nucleotide messenger RNA. RefSeq lists its product as uncharacterized. The record is from RefSeq and is a predicted model, not a curated record. Lineage: Eukaryota; Fungi; Basidiomycota; Agaricomycetes; Polyporales; Fomitopsidaceae. The transcript has 5 exons. Gene Ontology annotation, biological process: molybdate ion transport. Gene Ontology annotation, molecular function: molybdate ion transmembrane transporter activity. Bases 1 to 1422 code for a protein of 473 amino acids. Gene Ontology annotation, cellular component: membrane.